Messenger RNA from Corvus hawaiiensis (hawaiian crow), 2056 nucleotides. It is a transcript of the gene OPLAH, whose product is annotated as 5-oxoprolinase, ATP-hydrolysing. Gene Ontology annotation, molecular function: catalytic activity. The record is from RefSeq and is a predicted model, not a curated record. The transcript is spliced from 6 exons. Bases 502 to 828 code for a protein of 108 amino acids. NCBI's taxonomy places the organism in Eukaryota, Metazoa, Chordata, Aves, Passeriformes, Corvidae.
CAGCUGUGCCCAGCUGUGCCCAGGUGUCUCUCCCCCCAGGGCUGCCUGGCCCCGGUCCGGGUGCUCAUCCCGGGGGGCUCCAUCCUGGACCCCUCCCCCGAGGCCGCCGUGGUUGGCGGGAACGUGCUGACGUCACAGCGCGUGGUGGACGUGGUGCUGCGCGCGUUCGGCGCGUGCGCGGCCUCGCAGGGCUGCAUGAACAACGUGACCUUCGGCUCCGAGCGCGGUGGCUACUACGAGACGGUGGCGGGGGGGGCGGGGGCCGGGCCGCGCUGGGGGGGGCGCAGCGGGUCCACACGCACAUGACCAACACCCGCAUCACCGACCCCGAGAUCCUCGAGCUCCGGUACCCGGUGGUGCUGCGGCGCUUCGAGCUGCGGGGGGGCUCGGGGGGGCGCGGGGCGGCACCGGGGGGGGGAUGGGGUGGUCCGGGAGCUGCAGUUCCGGAGGGCGACCGAGCUCUCGGUGCUGAGCGAGCGCCGCGCCACGAGACCCUACGGGAUGGCGGGGGGUCUCCCGGGGGCUCCGGGGCUGAAUUUGCUGCUGCGUCGGGACGGGCGCCUCAUCAACCUGGGGGGCAAGAGCUCGGUGUCCGUGGAGCCGGGGGACGUUUUCCGCCUGCUGACCCCGGGCGGGGGCGGCUUCGGCCCCCCCGAGGACGGCACCGGGGGCGACCCCCGGGACCCCCCGGACCCCCAGGACCUCUGGGCCCCCCAGAGCUCCCCGAAGCCCCCAAACCCCGCGAGCGCCCCGAGCGCCCCGGCCCCACAAACGUUCCUGGAGCGCGGCAGCGUCUUCGAGUUCCGGCAGGCGCAGGAGGCCGUGUGAGGCAGCUGUGGGGCAGCCCCACAACCCCGUAUGGGGCAGCCCCACAACAACAACAAUGGGGCAGCCCCACAGCCCCAUAUGGGGCAGCCCCACAACAACAACAAUGGGGCAGCCCCGCAGCCCCCUAUGGGGCAGCCCCACAACUCCCUAUGGGGCAGCCCCACAACAACAACAAUGGGGUAGCCCCGCAACUCCCUAUGGGGCAGCCCCGCAACCCCCAAUGGGGCAGCCCCACAGCAACCAUGGGGCAGCCCCACAACCCCAUAUGGGGCAGCCCCACAACAACAACAAUGGGGCAGCCCCACAACAACAACAAUGGGGCAGCCCCACAACUCCCUAUGGGGCAGCCGCACAACUCCCGAUGGGGCAGCCCCACAACCCCCUAUGGGGCAGCCCCGCAGCCCCAUAUGGGGCAGCCCCACAACUCCCAAUGGGGCAGCCCCACAGCCCCAUAUGGGGCAGCCCCACAACUCCCAAUGGGGCAGCCCCGCAGCCCCAUAUGGGGCAGCCCCACAGCAACCAUGGGGCAGCCCCACAACUCCCUAUGGGGCAGGCCCACAACAACAAUGGGGCAGCCCCACAACUCCCUAAGGGGCAGCCCCACAACUCCCAAUGGGGCAGCCCCACAACCCCAUAUGGGGCAGCCCCACAGCAAUGAUGGGGCAGCUCCACAACUCCCUAUGGGGCAGCCCCGCAACCCAGCAAUGCCCCCCAUAGGGCAGCCCCUGGCCCCUCUAUGGGGCAGCCCCUGACCCCACAAUGGGGCAGCCCCACAAGCCAGCGAUGCCCCCCAUGGGGCAGCCCCAUUGCUAGAGCCGCACCGUCUAUAGGGCAGCCCCCCAAGUCCAGCCAUGCCCUCCAUGGGGCAGCCCCCCAACGCUGCUAUGGGGCAGCCCCCAUUGCUAGAUACGCACAGCCUGUGGGGCAGCCCCCUCCCCGCUAUGGGGCAGCCCCCUCCCCGCUAUGGGGCAGCCCCCUCCCUCUAGGUACGCACAAUCCGUAGGGCAGCCCCUCACCCGCCCCAGCUAUGGGGCAGCCCCCCAACUCCAGCUCUGCACCCCCUGACCCCGCUAUGGGGCAGCCCCCUGACCCCGCUAUGGGGCAGCCCCCCCCCCCCAGCUCUCUCCUCCCCGUUCCGGGGCUCAGCCCCUCCAUGGGGGGCCCAGCUCCCCCCUUUGGGGGCUCCCCCCACCCCCCCCAGCCUCCAAUAAAGCUUCCGCUGCCCCCC